This is a messenger RNA of Camponotus floridanus (Florida carpenter ant), 1200 nucleotides long. RefSeq lists its product as uncharacterized. The record is from RefSeq and is a predicted model, not a curated record. The coding region runs from base 117 to 824 and encodes 235 amino acids. Lineage: Eukaryota; Metazoa; Arthropoda; Insecta; Hymenoptera; Formicidae. The transcript is spliced from 6 exons.
GAUCAUUAUAUGAGAAAAAGAAAAUUUCUGAGCCGUUAUUUCUUGGUGUUAUUUGAUCAUACGAUCUUAAUAGUUAAAUUUUUGCUUAAAAUUAUUUAAUUGUAACAACGAUAAUUAUGUAUCUGAUAUAUCGCUUUUUUACCAGUGUAAUUUUUGCAAUAAUAAAUGCGACUAUCAUGUUGUAUAUGUGUCAACGAUUUUAUCGAGUGAUGAGAGCACAUUAUCAAAUUAUGGCUGAAGCUGAGAAAUUCAAUUCGAUCGUUUCUGAAUCACGCAAGAGUCUCGAUUAUAUCAGCUUGAAAAUAUCUCAAGGAAUGGAUCAGAUGAAGGAGGACAUCGCCAGAGAAUUAUCUAUUACCGAUCAUUUAACGAAGCUUGGUUCGAAAAUAGGAUUGCUGCUGCAACGUUAUUUGGAGUUGGAGGAAGGAUUGAUCGAGUUGGUGCGAAUGAAUCACAACACUAAGAAUGCACGAAUCGAGACACCAGCUGAUAUCAACGAGGAAGUCAAGAAUAUCCUUGCAGCAACAAGGAAGAAACAAUCUCAACAACAGCAAUCCGAUCAUUCGCGAACGUCAAGGAAAUUGCGGAUCUCGACAAAUACUUCUAUAGGAUUAAAGGAACCACAUAAUCCAAUCACGAGUUCAAAGUUUCUCACGUCGCAGUCGUACGAUAUUACCGAUCUUUCGAACGUAACGAUGUCUGAGAAACAGGAAAGGCCACGUACGCCCAUUUAUCCGGAAGUGCAAUUGUUGAACGAUUCGAGACCAACAGAAACUUAUACAAAACCCAUUGGCUUCCGGCCGUCCUGGAAAUGCGAAACUUAAAGUCGCUAGAGUGACAGUAUACGAGUAGAGAGGACAAACCGCAUAAUACAUUUUAUAUGAUCUUUAAUCGAUCAAAUUUCGUCAAAGUGACGGUUUUAAAUUGUUUUAAUUUAGAAUUAAUCACGAAGAAACAUGCUUUGCACAUAAAGAUUGCGUGAGUAUUUUUUUAUGCCAUCGAGACUUUCUCAAAUUUAUUCUCUCCAAAAAGUAUCAUAUUCCAUUACUUUUACAUCUCUUAAACUCUUAGAAUCUGAGUAUUUAUUUUUGCGCAAUAUAAUUCCACAAUCCAUACAUUGAUUUAAGAAUUAGUAUAUACAAUUAAUUACACAGUAACAAUAUAUACACGCCGUACAUAUCAGAAUGUAAAUUAGUUAUA